Molecule: messenger RNA, 831 nt
Organism: Dovyalis caffra
Lineage: Eukaryota; Viridiplantae; Streptophyta; Magnoliopsida; Malpighiales; Salicaceae
Source: the annotation of a GenBank genome assembly
AUGUCACCUUGGAAAGAUCAUCAAGAUGCAUUCCAGGAAUUCUCAGAUGACUUAAUUGUCACAAUCUUUUCAAAAAUCCAAGAUGACCCCAAAACACUGAUUCGCUGUUCCUCUGUUUCCAACUACUGGGCUUCCCUUGCCUCCAAACUUACCACCUCCUCCCUCAGAUUCUUCGUUCCACUCGAGGGUGAUGAUGAUGCUGAUGAAGAACAUUCUCCGUGCUUCCAAUCCCACCACCACACUCCAACAUUAGCAAUCCCUGCUCUCAUGAGGGUGUUUGAAAAUCUGGAAUCUCUUGAAAUUAAGAUAUGCUUUAGCCAACCUUGUGAGCAUCACUCCUUCAGAUUGAAGACAACGUUGGCAGUGUCGGUGCCAUUGGAGGAUAAAUUGUUACCUGAUGAUGAUACUCCAACGGUUCUUGAAGCUGAAUUUAGUCAAGGUAGCACUCAUAUUGGUUCUUUCUUGGAUUUUUAUACGCUGAUGUUCAAGAAUAGGCCUAAAACAUUGAAAACCUUGGUGAUGAUGGGUACCAAGAUAGAAGGGCUUGGAUCUGGAGGGAUGGUGUUUAUGACAAAGGAACAAAUUUUGAAGUACUAUGGCCUCAGUUCGAAACCAAGAGUGAAUGAGAGCUGGCUUGAGAACCCGGAGAAUGUGGUUUGUUGGCUCAAUAAUCCACUGCAGGAUGAGCAUUGGUUUACAGAGAAAGUCUGGGUUGUAUAUCAACGGGAAUUGAAAACGAAGUACUCUGAUGAGCUAAAUUCUGUGUAUAAACUCAUUCCAGAGGAGAUAGAUGUGAAGAAUUUGCUGGGUGGAUUGGAUGAUGAUGCUUAG